Molecule: messenger RNA, 1517 nt
Organism: Pelobates fuscus (common spadefoot toad)
Lineage: Eukaryota; Metazoa; Chordata; Amphibia; Anura; Pelobatidae
Gene: MOB3B
Product: MOB kinase activator 3B
Exons: 4
Coding region: 296-946 (216 amino acids)
Cellular component (GO): cytoplasm
Source: RefSeq, a predicted model, not a curated record
UCUUCCUGGGGGCUGAUCAGUUCAUCCUCUGCUGGACGUGUCUGCUGACAUCACGGGGUUCCCUUUAACUUUUCUCUACAAAUAUUCCAUAGUUUAUAAGUAAAGCGCAGAAGACAGCGUUGGAAAGCUCGCCAGAUCCCAUGGAAAAAAGACUAUGAAAUCAAUUUCAGAGUACUCUAAAUGGACUGUUGCCCUAACUCAAAACUGAAGCCAUACAUAUUUUGGAGUAGGAUUAAAGGAAACAUAUCACUUGUGUAAAACACUCUUGUUUAAAUUGGCAUUUCCGGACACAAUCAUGUCAAUAGGACUGAAACAAGUAUUUAAUAAAGACAAGACUUUCAGGCCUAAACGAAAAUUUGAUCCUGGAACCCAAAGGUUUGAAUUGCACAAACGUGCUCAAGCAUCCUUAACCUCAGGAGUUGACUUGAGAGCUACCGUUCAACUGCCCCACGGAGAGGACCUUAAUGACUGGGUGGCAGUUCAUGUUGUAGACUUUUUCAACAGGAUAAACCUAAUUUAUGGAACCAUCGGAGACUUCUGCACAGAAAGAACUUGUCCUGUUAUGUCUGGGGGCCCAAAAUAUGAAUAUAGGUGGCAGGAUGAUUUGAAAUACAAGAAGCCCACUGCCUUACCAGCACUACAAUACAUGAAUCUUCUAAUGGAUUGGAUUGAGGUGCAAAUCAACAAUGAGGAUAUAUUCCCUACAAGUGUGGGAAUUCCUUUUCCAAAGAACUUUCUUCAAAUCUGCAAGAAGAUUCUGUGUCGAUUAUUCCGGGUCUUUGUACAUGUGUACAUCCAUCACUUUGACCGUAUCAUCAUUAUGGGAGCAGAAGCGCACGUCAACACUUGUUACAAGCACUUUUAUUACUUUGUAACAGAGUUGAACCUUAUAGACCGCAAAGAGCUUGAGCCUCUGAAAGAAAUGUCAAUGCGAAUGUGUCAGUAAAAGUGGAUUCUCAGGGAUGUCAUUAUCAACACCAGCAUUGUCCCUCCUGUGUGAUUGACCCAUUAAGUCAUGAAUAUGCAACUGGACCUUAACUGAGCAGAUACUUCCUUCCAUGUCAGAGACUGCAAAUUGAGAGGACUGCUUUACUGCCACUGGUCCAUUAUCCUGAUAAGCAGGAUGGCCAGAUUAUUUCAUAUUUCAUCCACAGAUAUUUUUUUUUUCUUCUUCAUAAUAAAGCUAUGAAUAGUGGAGAAGAUUCAUGAAUGCCCAAUUCAAUGCCUCCUUGCUUCACUGAAAUCCAGGUUUUACAACAAGAGACUUUUGUAAUAUUUUUUCUAAUAUUGUUUUCUUAAAACACUGCUGAUUUCUUCUAUUGAUUAUUUUUUUCAAAAUAUUUUUUCAAAAAAAGGAGAGGAUGAUUUUAUGUAACUGUUCAUUAGAAAAGUUCAUUUUAAAGAACGCGUGUUUUUUAAUUCCAAGCUAUGUUCUUGAAAAUUCAUUAUUAAUCCCAUCCACUUUUAUCAGAAAACAUACCUGCUUCUGUCUAAACAGUUUCAUCUGUAUAGAACAG